AUGGCGAACGUUGUGGAUACUAAGCUAUACGACAUCCUCGGAGUUUCAACAUCUGCCUCUGAAAAUGAACUAAAAAAGGCCUACCGCAAAUUGGCCAAAGAGUACCACCCUGACAAGAACCCCGACGCUGGAGACAAGUUUAAAGAGAUCAGUUUUGCAUACGAGGUUCUGACAACCCCAGAAAAAAAGGAGCUUUAUGAUCGCUAUGGAGAACAGGGGCUACGGGAAGGAGGUGGCGGAGGGGCUGGGAUGGACGAUAUCUUCUCCCAUAUUUUUGGCGGAGGACUGUUCGGGUUCAUGGGGGGACAGGGCAGAGGACGCAAUGGAGGCAGGAGGAGAGGGGAUGACAUGGUACACCCUCUGAAAGUUUCUCUUGAAGACCUCUACAAUGGCAAAACCACCAAACUGCAGCUCAGUAAGAAUGUUCUGUGUGGUGCCUGCAAUGGUCAGGGGGGUAAGGCAGGAGCAGUGCAGAAGUGUGUGGCAUGCAGAGGACGAGGUAUGAGAAUCAUGAUAAGACAGCUGGCCCCUGGGAUGGUCCAACAGAUGCAGUCCGUCUGCACAGACUGCAAUGGAGAGGGUGAGGUGAUAAAUGAGAAGGACCGAUGCAGAAAGUGUGAGGGUCAUAAGGUGAGUAAGGAGACCAAGCUCCUGGAGGUGCAUGUGGACAAAGGCAUGAGGCACGGACAGAAGAUCACAUUCACUGGGGAAGCUGACCAAGCACCAAACAUCGAACCAGGAGAUAUAGUCCUGGUGCUGCAGGAGAAAGAACAUGAGGAAUUCCGCCGCGAUGCCAACGACCUUCACAUUGUCCAGCGCAUCGGCCUGGUUGAGGCUCUGUGUGGCUUCCAGAUGACCGUCGCACACCUUGAUGGACGUCAGUUGCUUGUCAAAUAUCCACCUGGCAAGGUCAUUGAGCCAGGCUCUGUUCGAAUGGUGAAGGGCGAGGGAAUGCCUCAGUACAGAAACCCAUUUGAAAAGGGAGACCUUUACGUCAAGUUUGAUGUCCAAUUCCCUGAAAACAACUGGAUUAGCCCCGAAAAACUGAAUGAACUCGAGUGCUUGCUGCCUGCUCGCACUGAGAACCCUGUUAUUUCAGCAGAUGCAGAGGAAGUUGACCUGACAGAAUUUGACAAGAGUCAAGGGUCAGGAAGUGGAGCCAGGAGAGAGGCCUACAAUGAUAGUUCUGAUGAGGAAGGGGUUCAUCAUGGCCCAGGGGUACAGUGUGCACACCAAUAGAAAGACUCAUAAAUACAGAUGUGCGCAUACAUACAUGAACGUCCCCCCAGUCCCAUUGCUAACAUCGUCCAAGACAUGACACGCAUACAUGCAGGUUUCUCUCAGAUGUACACAAAUACAUUUACAUGUAUAUCCACCCUCAUCAGUUCCAUGGUGCCCAUAAAGUCAGUGAUUUGCUGGACACGUGAUGACCAUUUUUGUGUUUAUGGACAGUAGUGCUCGUCAUAGCAUCCAGCAAACAGGUUCAUUGAAUGAACUUGACUUGGACCACCCUGUUUUCAUCCUAGGCUUUACCUUUCACUGUGGGAAACACCAGUCUAGUGUAUAAAAUGCAAAUAUUGUUGACUAUCUUGUAUAUGGUGUAGUUUAGUCUAUCACACACAAGCGCAUGCUGCUUUCUUGCUGAAGAUCUUGCACUUGUAUAUCCGGGGUCCAGACAGGACACUACAGAGAAAUCUUGACACCGCACCUGUUCAAAUAUCAGUGUGUGACUGCUAUCAAAGUGCCCUGCUACCAUGAGAGCUGACCUGAAUACAGCCCUACAAGUUUGUCCUCUGCACAGCCUAGACGCUCAUCCUCUAAGGUGACCCGUCAUGUUUUGAAAUGGGACGGUUUCUGUUAAGUCCCCUGGCUGUCACAUUGCUAAAAAUAUUAAAGUCUAUAGUAAAGCUGU
Messenger RNA from Gymnodraco acuticeps, 1912 nucleotides. RefSeq names its product DnaJ heat shock protein family (Hsp40) member A2b (gene dnaja2b). The coding region runs from base 1 to 1239 and encodes 412 amino acids. NCBI's taxonomy places the organism in Eukaryota, Metazoa, Chordata, Actinopteri, Perciformes, Bathydraconidae. Gene Ontology annotation, cellular component: cytoplasm; cytosol. The transcript is spliced from 9 exons. The record is from RefSeq and is a predicted model, not a curated record. Gene Ontology annotation, molecular function: ATP binding; Hsp70 protein binding. Gene Ontology annotation, biological process: response to heat; protein refolding.